Oreochromis aureus is the source of this 2129-nucleotide messenger RNA. RefSeq lists its product as uncharacterized. Lineage: Eukaryota; Metazoa; Chordata; Actinopteri; Cichliformes; Cichlidae. Gene Ontology annotation, molecular function: calcium ion binding. The record is from RefSeq and is a predicted model, not a curated record. The transcript is spliced from 10 exons. Bases 89 to 2029 code for a protein of 646 amino acids.
GGAAAGGAAAUAUCUGUUGAACUGAAUCUGAGAGAAUCAGAUUGACUUUGCUGUUUCCCAAAUUUCAGUAAUUUAACUGCAUACGAAAAUGAAACAAACAGCCAUCAUAAACUUCAAGUGUGUGCUGCUCAUAUUUUUGUUGACAUUUGACUGUAAUGCACAGGUGAAUGAAGAAGAUACUGAGCAGCCUCCAGAUGACUCUGGAGCUGAAAACACUUUCUUUGCCUUGCGGAGUUGUCACCGGUUGCUAUACAGUGACAGUGGUGAGUUUUUCUCCCCGGACUACCUAUGCUCCAAUCCUCCCCUGUGGUGCAACUGGACAAUCCAGGUGGAUCCGAGUAAAAGGAUUCAUCUCUACCUGGAGGAUUUGACCCCUGAUGACAUCUGUAACCUCAAACAGGACCAAAUCCACAUUGACGAGCCAGUUGGUGAUUUAGCGGGACACAAAGUCUUACAGAAGUGCUGGCAAGAGGCCAAAUACACCACCUCCUCCAAUAUUCUGUAUGUGGUGCUACUGAUUGGUGGCUGGCCCAACCCCCUGUACAGGGGCUUUUAUGGUCGCUACCAAGCAUUUGGAUCACCAGUCAUUUUUAACCCAGGGGAAGGCUUUACAGAGACAAGCAAUGAGUCAGAGACAUCUCCUGGGCUGAUGGACUUGAGUGAAUCUGGACCAGGUACGAAGAGGGAACAGAUGGGGUAUGGUUAUGAUGAGGAACAAUUAGCAAUGAUGACUGAGUUACCCACAGAGCCCAAGAUGCCUGCAGACACAAACACUUGGGUGGAUAAAAACAACCCUCCGUCCUUGUCUGGGAACUACACAACCAUGCCGACUGAAUCAGUGUCCACCCAAAGGACCUUCAGAUCAGGGAGAGGUAUCACUCACACCCGACUGGAAGUUACCACUGACACUACAACAGCAAAACAAAUGAAUGAGGAGGAAUCUACUGUUGCAGAGGAUGAGACCACAACUCUGAGCUGGACAGUGAAGGAGAACAUAACUGAGGUCAAUCAGACCUCAGUCCAGCUUCCCUCACCCUCCGACAGACAAGAAAUACAGCACACUGAUCAGACUCAUCCUCAGCCUAACAUGGUGGAGCCACUGUCAGACCACAGAUGGAACUCAAACAUGAAAAACGACUCAAACAUUCAACAUUUUCCUGGUGAUCACCUGUUUGAAGUGGCUAUAGAGAUCAACUUUAGUCAGGAUUUGGUGGAGUCUUGGGACAACCUGGCCAGAUCACUGCUGCUUUCAGUUAAAGCUUUGAUCAGCAAACAGCUGGAGGCUCUGCAUGAACAACUGUCAGUGUCUUCCAAAAGAAUAAAAAGGUUGCAUGCAGGAGUGCUGUACAUCCUCUGGCUGCAAGUUAGACAGGGACCUAGAGGCAUGCAUGUCCACAGGGCCAUCCACUCCGCUCUCCAGGGGCUCAUUGCCACUGGUAUCAACUUCAAAGGGAAUCUAAGAAAGGCAAUUAUCAUGUCUGUGUCAACUGCAGAUGUUAAUGAGUGUGGGACCCAGCUUGUUCAAUGUGACAUCAAUGCAGACUGUGUGAACCAGUUUGGCUCCUACUCAUGCCAUUGCCGGGCAGGCUUUCAGGAUGAGUCCCGCCUGGGAUCAGGAGGAACGAUCUGUGUGGACAUGAAGGCUGCAGGUUGCAGCUCAAACCUGUCCACUGAAACUAAAGGUGUAUACGUCCUUUUCUUCCUGCUCAGCUCACUAAUUCUGGCGCUGCUGGUGGUGGCCGGCAUGCUCUACCAUCGUCACCACUGGGGAAAAUUCCUAGUUCGCUGCCACAGCAACAGCAGCUUAUCCCCUUCUGACCCCAACAACAACCACCAGCCUGAGGAAAACUACUCCAAUCCCGCUGACUCUGACCCGCCUCCCCCAUCUCCACCUGCCUGGGGCACCAGAGAGUGCUGGGGCCAUGUAAAGGAGCAACGGCCAGUUGUGGAUCUGCAGCUGCUGCGCUUCAAUCUGCUGCACCCUCCAGACAGCUACAUGGAUCAGCAGGAGGGUGUGAACAGUCAAUGAUAAUUCAUCUUAAUUAUAUUCAGUAAAAUGUCUUCUUUAAUUUACUUUCUUUUUUGUCUGCAUUUUGCACUAUUUGUAAAUUACACAAUUAAAGUCACAA